AUGACAAGACCAAAGUCCCAGAGCCACCAACAAUCCAUUUCUCCCAUCAAACACUGGGGCGAGUUCUAUAAGAGAGCCAAGGGUAUCAAGAGCACGGCAUGGGAUGCUUUGCGGGUGGAAUGGGGCAAUUGGAAGUUCAUUGCUGAGGAACGUCAGAAAUAUCUAGACAACGACUCUUUCUGGGAGGCCUUCAGUGACGGGAAUGGGAGGAAAUUUUCUUAUCAGCAGAUCUUGAACCGUCUUGCAGAGUAUCAGAUUUCUGCAGUAGCUCAAGAUGCCAACGAUGCGCGAACAUUCUUUCAUGGCAAUCUCAACCACCCUAUGGCUCGUCGUGCCUUUUGUUACACCAAGGCUGGCAAGACCUAUUUAUCAAGCAAGGAUGAUGCUAUUGCAAGAAAAUGGCGCGAGCUGUUAGCGACGCGCCCUGACAUUGGUAACAAUGUGCAAACCAAGUCAUUCCUUCCAAUUCACUUCCUCCGAGUUGGUGACCAUGUCACCCCCAACACUCAAUAG
Messenger RNA from Suillus plorans, 513 nucleotides. RefSeq lists its product as uncharacterized. Lineage: Eukaryota; Fungi; Basidiomycota; Agaricomycetes; Boletales; Suillaceae. The coding region runs from base 1 to 513 and encodes 170 amino acids. The record is from RefSeq and is a predicted model, not a curated record. The transcript has 2 exons.